Molecule: messenger RNA, 4174 nt
Organism: Engraulis encrasicolus (European anchovy)
Lineage: Eukaryota; Metazoa; Chordata; Actinopteri; Clupeiformes; Engraulidae
Product: nascent polypeptide-associated complex subunit alpha, muscle-specific form-like
Exons: 8
Coding region: 30-4064 (1344 amino acids)
Source: RefSeq, a predicted model, not a curated record
GUGCGCGUGCAAACAUUUGCAUCCCUAUAAUGGCAACAGGACCGCAGCAACACGCACGGGCUUGGGUGUUUUGGCUUGCAUGUAUUUCUUUACGUCUUUGUAGUAGUCUGGCGGGGGGUGAAGUUUGGUUACCUAAAACCAAAGACGGAUUCGCGGGACAAAACGCACCAAUCCACGCAAAGAACUUGUCUGAGCCAUCAAUUGAAAGGGUAAUGCUUUACGGGCAUUUAACCAUUGGAACAAAAAAAUUUAGUCCGACUGCCGAGAGAAGCCCUUCUGAUAAAGAAUCCGAGAUGUUUGCAGAUUAUCCCGCAAGGGACGCCAAUUACCAAUCGGACUCCCAUUACCAACCAGUGCAGGAAUCAGAACACCUGACUGAAGGAGUGACUCGCCCAAGGAACAAGAAGACGCGUGCUGUGGACCGCUUACUAGGAAUGAAGCCAAAAGUGGAGUGCGGCGACGACUCGAUGACUCUGAAAUUAAAUGGAGCCACAUCGUUGGGGUAUAAUUUUCUUGUUGACCGGGGAAAUGCACACCCACUUCCAUUGAUGAAAAUGCCUUCAGACUGUGGCUACAAUGUAAGAAGGACCUGGAGGGAUUUGGCUUUCAGUGCACCUUAUGAUGGCUGCUUUGUUGCUCAAGAGGACUCCUGUCAUGUGUUGCCUCUGGUCAUCUAUGGCCUGCCGGUGAGGAUGAGCUGUCCAACCACAGCACCAGUGCCACCCUCAGUGUCUUGCCAUGCCAGUGGAAUGACUGUGGAAAUGCAAUCAUCUGGCUCUGUUAAAACUAUUCAAGUGAAGGUAAAUGGCAAGUGGGAGUCCUUGAUGAAAAUAUCUGCCCGUUGUGGCUUCAGUGUUGUAGAACAUCCAAAAGGCGUGACCAUAUCUGCUCCUUACCAGCCCUGUAUUAAAGAACAGGAUGGUUUGUUGACUUUUGAAGUAGCGGCCGAGGCAGACUACAAGAUCUCUUGUCCAAUUCAAACAUUUAGUCCCACUGCUACGGUGACUACUUGUCCGGAGUGCACAAACACUUGCCCUGAGUGUGCAAGCAUUAAGUUGCCUGGUUCUCCAGAGACUGAACAGGCAAUCCCACAAACCAAUUCUCAAACACCUGGGCCUGCACAUGCCCAGCAUCCUCCAAGACCAGCUCCACUGUCUACAGAAGCUCCUUUGUCUGCUGUUGAUUCCAAGUGGCCUAAUCCCAUGCAGUUUCCAGCACAGUUUCCUUACUUCUGGCCUCCCCUUACACCCAAUGCUGUUCCUGAGAAACCACAACCACCUCCAAAAGCUGUUGUCCCAACUACACGGGCUCCUUUGGAUACAGCUGCGCCCAAAAUACCAUCACCCGGUGAAAACUCUAACAGCAAUAAGCCUGAUACCAUGCAGUUUCCAGCACAGUUUCCUUUCUUCUGGCCUCCCCUUACCCCCAAUUAUGUUCCCGAGAAACCACAACCUCCUCCAAAAGUUCUUGUCCCAACUACACCGGCUCCUUUGGAUACAGUUACCCCACCAGCACCCGUUGAAGACUCUGACAGCAAGAAGCCUGAUCCCAUGCAGUUCCCAGCACAAUUUCCUUUCUAUUCAAUACCUCCUGAAUAUUUUUGGCCUAGACCUAAUACUAUUCCUGAUAUUUCUGAAAAACCGCAGCCACCUCAAAAUACUGUUGCCCCAAGUACACAGGCACCUUUGAAUACAGCUGCCCCAAAAGCACCAACGCCUGUUGAAGACUCUACUGAUAUCCUACCUCCACUGAAUCCUGGGCCUAUGCACUUUAAUCCACAGUAUUUUUAUCCACCCAAUCCUGGACAUUUCAUCAAUCCUGGACGACAGCAGCCUCAACCGGCUGUUGUCCAAGCUACUCCAGCUCCUUUGGAUAAUGACAUUGCACCAACACCUGCACAUGCCCAACGUCCUCAAAGACCAACUCCACUGUCGACAGAAGCUCCUUUGUCUGCUGUUGAUUCCAAGUGGCCUGAUCCCAUGCAGUUUCCAGCACAGUUUCCUUACUUCUGGCCUCCCCUUACCCCCAAUUAUGUUCCUGAGAAACCACAACCACCUCCAAAAGCUGUUGAAGACUCUGCUGACAGCCAGAAGCCUGAUCCUAUGCAGUCCCCAGCACAGUUUCCGAUCUUCAAGCCUCUCCCUCCCCUCAAUUCUGUUCCUGAGUUUUCUGAGAAACCACAACCACCUCCAAAAGUUCUUGUCCCAACUACACCGGCUCCUUUGGAUACAGCUGCCAAGACACCAGCACCCGUUGAAGACUCUACUGACCGCAAGAAGCCUGAUCCCAUGCAGUUCCCACCACAAUUUCCUUUCUAUUUGGUGCCUCCUGAAUAUUUCUGGCCUAGACCUAAUACUAUUCCUGAUAUUUCUGAAAAACCACAACCACCUCAAAACACUGUUGCCCCAAGUACACGGGCACCUUUGAAUACAGUUGCCAAGACACCAGCACCUGUGGAAGACUCUGCUGACAGCAAGAGACCUGAUCCCAUGCAGUUCGCAGCACAAUUUCCUUUCUAUUCGAUGCUUCCUGGACAUUUCAUCAAUCCUGGACCACAGCAGACUCAACCGGCUGUUGUCCAAGCUACUCCAGCUCCUUUGGAUAAUGACAUGGCACCGACACCUGCACAUGCCCAGCAUCCUCCAAGACCAGCUUCACUGUCGACAGAAGCUCCUUUGUCUGCUGUUGAUUCCAAGUGGCCUAAUCCCAUGCAGUUUCCCUCUAAGGCUAAGGCUGAUGGACAGUCUGAAUCUGGAGAUCAAUCACAGAGCAGCUCUAAAUCUCUUGAUGCCAAUGGCAAUGAUCUGCCUGUACAGUGCUCCAGUGUUUGUGCAAUCUCUUCUGCAUAUUGCUGUCCCAUGUCGGUGUCCUUUCAUCAGCACCACCACCAUCACAAUCAUAAUCAUUUCUCUCCUGCAUUACACCAUCACACUGCAGACCAACAAGCGACAGGUGGCAAUGGGCAAGAACAUUCCGAUAUCGAACAGCUCUUUAGAAAUAAGCAGCCUAGUUCGUCUUUGAAUUCAACCGAGAAGCAGACGUCCUCAAUUCCAUCGCUGAAGAGUUUAUUUUUCCCUGAUCAGAAUGAGAAACAUGCAGUCAUCACAGGUACGCCUGCUCCAACUGUUGCUAAACCAAGUUUGCCUCCAAAUGAUCAGAUCCGUCCUCCCUUCUGGAAUCCGCACAUGCCCGUCCCCAUUGCUGUCCCUGGGAACCUCCAUGCUGAACAGCUAGCUCGGAUGUUGCCUCCAAUCCUUCCCAACCCUCAAACUGCAGCAGAACCUUACCCCAAUAACCCUACAAAAUUGUUGCAGAAUGCCAAGUAUCUGGCUCCAGACUUUGCCUCUAGUGCCAAUCCUACUGAUCCAGCCAACUGGUCUCACAGGAUCGAGACCCCCAGAAAAAGUCCAAGCAUGUCUAAUCUUCAGACCAAAGCCAUUUCAAAACCUCAGAGCCCUGUGCCAGAUCCUGAUCCCGUAUACCCGUGGCUUCAGAUUCCCUACUUUCUUCCAUACCAGCCACUAACCUCUAAAUCAAGUACCAGCUCUGAACAGCCUUCCUCUCCCAGGGAGUCCGACACUCUUGUGGAUCAAACCCCUCAAUUUCCCAAUAAUUUAUUGUCGCCAAUAAAUGUGAAGCCUCCAAAAAAUCUCUCCCACUCAUUGGCCUCCUAUCCAUUUUUUAUCCCCACUUCUGCACUGAGAUCACAUGUACCAGAGGGCAUGCAGAGCAUGCCUGGUGAAUCAUCAGAUUCACCUCAGGUACAUUCUACAGCAUCAAAACAUUCAAGUUCAAAGGCUGAAGUGGCUCCCUCUGGACUGGGUCCUCAAAGGCAAUACUGGCAUCAGAUGGCUCCUGCGAAGGCCAUAGCUGGUAAUGGGUACUCAAAAGUGCCCUCAAAAUCCCAGUCUACAAAACCUCAAGUAAACAUGAUUGGGCCUUCUAACCAAAUUCUACCACAUUUGCACUCGAGGUCUGGUUCCAAUGGUAAAUCCAUUCCACCAAUGGGUCCCCCUCAGUCUUUUAAGGAUUACUGGAAACCGCCAAGGACUUUUCGGUAUUGAAGAUCUUCUGGAAGGCAGCUUUCAUGAUCCGAAGAGAAGGAUUUCAUGGGACUCUCGGGCGUGCAUUGAACAUCAAAAUGUCAUUCUAUUUAAUAAAUCUCCGAAAGGAA